UUAACUUUCCCAUCAUUUUUUGUAUGCUACUAAAGCGUCAAACGUAAACGCGUAUUUGAUUUCCCAGUAAACUUGGAACUUGAAUUUGAAUAUGUCGGGACGUGGUAAAGGCGGUAAAGUGAAGGGUAAGGCAAAGUCUCGUUCGAACAGAGCUGGAUUACAAUUUCCAGUUGGUCGUAUUCAUCGAUUGUUGAGAAAAGGUAAUUACGCUGAACGCGUUGGUGCCGGAGCACCAGUUUACUUAGCUGCAGUAAUGGAGUAUCUUGCUGCUGAAGUUUUGGAAUUGGCUGGCAAUGCUGCACGCGAUAACAAAAAGACGCGAAUUAUUCCAAGACAUUUGCAAUUGGCCAUUCGCAACGACGAGGAAUUGAACAAAUUGUUGUCCGGUGUAACCAUCGCUCAAGGCGGAGUUUUACCAAACAUUCAAGCUGUUUUGUUACCCAAGAAGACUGAGAAGAAAGCAUAAUUAAUGAUGGCCGAAUAAGAAUUUGAAAAGAAAAGAAGAACAUCAAAUAGUAUUAGCCUUACAAGUAUAUAUGUAUACAAAGAAAAUAUUUUUAUUUGUUCACAAACUACUUUUGGUGGGACUUCCUGGUCGAAGAGUAAAAAAAAGUUUUUAAAAUCAAUGACAAAAGUAUUUUAAAAAUGUUUAAGAGAAAAAUAUUCCAUGGGACCAAAUCUUAAUAGCAUUGAGUACCUUAAAUCCGAAAUGUUUACACAAAUAUAUUACAUUUAUUCAAGAUCGAUGUGGCGCAUUGUCUCAACUUAAUCUUAUUAAGAAUAAAAAAAGCAAUAAUGUUAUGGCACGUUGGAAACUUCAUUGAAUGUACUGAAAUAAAACAUACUUUCUAUCU
Molecule: messenger RNA, 854 nt
Organism: Polistes canadensis
Lineage: Eukaryota; Metazoa; Arthropoda; Insecta; Hymenoptera; Vespidae
Product: histone H2A
Exons: 1
Coding region: 92-466 (124 amino acids)
Cellular component (GO): nucleosome
Molecular function (GO): structural constituent of chromatin; DNA binding; protein heterodimerization activity
Source: RefSeq, a predicted model, not a curated record